Messenger RNA from Triplophysa dalaica, 3423 nucleotides. Its product is annotated as protein mono-ADP-ribosyltransferase PARP6. Gene Ontology annotation, cellular component: endoplasmic reticulum tubular network; intracellular anatomical structure; membrane. The record is from RefSeq and is a predicted model, not a curated record. The transcript has 23 exons. Bases 535 to 2448 code for a protein of 637 amino acids. Gene Ontology annotation, molecular function: NAD+ poly-ADP-ribosyltransferase activity; kinase binding; protein serine/threonine kinase activator activity. Gene Ontology annotation, biological process: endoplasmic reticulum unfolded protein response. Lineage: Eukaryota; Metazoa; Chordata; Actinopteri; Cypriniformes; Nemacheilidae.
AUCUGUGUUGAAUGCAAGUUAAGUCUAUAAUGGAUUGAACCCCACGGGGGCUCAUUUUAUUUAAGGGAUUUGACCUCUCGUGUGCUCUGCAGCGAUGUGUUGUUCUGAGAGCAGUGUGUGUGUGUGUGUGUGUGUGUCACACACGUGUAAUCAGGUGAAAGUGUUGAAACUCACCUGCUCUUCAUGACAUUCCCCCCAGAGCUGCUGCCGCCGCUGCCCAUGCUGUCAAUCACUCUCUGAUCACUACUCACCUAACGCAUGUCCUUGUGUUUCUGUCCCGCCUCCACAGCUGACGGACAAACACAUCAACCAAUCCUGUCAGAGCCCGGCUGUAAACCACCACUACAGUUCCAUCCACAUACAGCCGUCAAAUCCCGCUGUAAAUCCCACUGAUGCUCGGACCCCAGCUGUAAGAAAGUGGCGUGUGCGUCUGCCGAUGAGUCUCCACGUGAGAGCUGCUGCUGCGCUGCUGAUGUGAAAUGGACGAGAGGAGCUUCAUGCGGUCUGAAACACGUCUGUGACGCACCAGAGCCAAUGGAUAUUAAAGGUCAGGUCUGGACUGAUGAGGACUCUGAUGGUGAGAAUGAACCUGAGCAGUUUCUCUACGGCAUUCAGGGGAGCUGUGCGGCUGAUCUCUACCGUCACCCGCAGCUGGACGCUGAUAUUGAGGCUGUAAAAGACAUUUACACAGACAGUGCCGUGUCUGUCAGAGAAUAUGGCACGAUUGAUGAUGUGGACAUCGACCUACAAAUCAACAUCAGCUUUCUGGAUGAGGAGGUGGCGACUGCGUGGAAGGUCAUCCGAACGGAGCCCAUCGUUCUCCGUCUGCGCUUCUCUCUCUCGCAGUACCUGGAUGGACCAGAACCAUCUGUGGACGUGUUCCAGCCGUCCAAUAAAGAGAGCUUCAGUUUGGGUCUUCAGCUGAAGAAGAUCCUCAGCGCGUUCACGGCUCAGCAGUGGAAACAUCUGAGCAAUGAGUUCCUCAAAGCUCAACAGGAGAAGCGACACAGCUGGUUUAAAGCCGGAGGAACCAUCAAGAAGUUCCGCGCCGGACUGAGUAUCUUCUCUCCCAUCCCUAAGUCUCCCAGUUUCCCUCUGAUCCAGGACACGGUGUUGAAAGGCAAACUGAGCGUUCCGGAGCUCAGAGUGACUCGACUCAUGAACCGUUCCAUCUCCUGCACCAUGAAGAACCCUAAAGGAGAGCUGUACAGUUACCCUCCCAACAGUCAGACUGUGGCUGUCCCGGCGGGCAGGGCCCCAGCGCAGAUUACCACCCGACAGCUGAUUGAGUUAUUUUUCUCAUCCCAGGCGGGCGGACAUUGCAAGAACAUCCCCACGCUGGAGUACGGCUUCCUAGUGCAGAUCAUGAAAUACUCCGAGCAGCGUAUCCCCACUCUGAAUGAGUAUUGUGUGGUGUGUGAUGAGCAGCACGUCUUUCAGAACGGAUCCAUGCUGAAGCCUGCGGUGUGCACGAGAGAGCUGUGUGUGUUUUCAUUCUACACACUGGGUGUGAUGUCUGGAGCGGCUGAGGAGGUGGCCACCGGUGCUGAGGUGGUUGAUCUGCUGGUGGCCAUGUGUCGAGCUGCCCUGGAGUCGCCCCGCAAGAGCAUCAUCUUUGAGCCUUACCCGUCUGUGGUCGACCCUACUGACCCCAAAACACUCGCCUUCAACCCCAAGAAGAAGAAUUAUGAGCGUCUACAGAAAGCUCUUGACAGUGUGAUGUCUAUACGAGAGAUGACACAGGGCUCAUAUCUGGAGAUUAAGAAGCAGAUGGAUAAACUGGACCCGUUGGCUCAUCCCUUACUGCAGUGGAUCAUAUCCAGUAACAGGUCUCAUAUCGUGAAGCUUCCUCUCAGUAGGCAGCUGAAGUUCAUGCACACAUCACAUCAGUUUCUGCUGCUCAGCAGUCCGCCGGCCAAAGAAGCUCGGUUCCGCACCGCCAAGAAACUCUACGGCAGCACCUUCGCUUUCCAUGGUUCACACAUUGAGAACUGGCACUCUGUUUUGAGGAACGGACUGGUCAACGCGUCAUACACCAAACUACAGCUGCAUGGAGCAGCGUACGGGAAGGGCAUCUAUCUCAGCCCUAUAUCCAGUAUUUCCUUCGGAUAUUCAGGAAUGGGGAAGGGGCAGCACCGCAUGCCCACUAAAGAUGAGUUAGUCCAGCGAUAUAACCGAAUGAACACGAUGCCGCAGAGUCGACCGAUACAGUCACGCUUCCUCCAGAGCAGGAAUUUAAACUGCAUCGCUCUCUGUGAAGUAAUCACAUCAAAAGACCUGCAGAAACACGGUAAUAUCUGGGUGUGUCCCGUGUCCGAUCACGUCUGCACGCGCUUCUUCUUCGUGUAUGAAGACGGUCAGGUGGGAGACGCGAACAUCAACACACAAGAGCCCAAGAUACAGAAGGAGAUCAUGCGUGUGAUCGGCACACAGAUUUACUCCAGCUGAGGGGAUUACCUGCAGACACGACCAGCAGCCUGAGAGCGGAGGUGAACACGAGAGAAGCGUCUCUCUCUCUCUCUCACCUCGUCCAUCUGUGUUUCUUUACUCCCGUCGUCUUGGUGCCAGACACGGUUUUUCCUCCAGUGUGUGACUGUCAGAAGGACAUGAGAUGAAAGACGCAGGAGCGAAAGGUCAUGCGUUCUUGCGAAAUAAGCCCCGCCCACUGACCUCUCUUUGACUUUUUCCAGAGCUGCUGUCAAUCAAAACCAGGCGAACACCCGACUGGAGGAGACAGUCAGCUGAUGAAGUCGUUGAGUUUCUUUUUGACUCUGAUGGGCAGACUGAAUAUCUGUAAACAUGUAAAUGAUGUUUCUCACAGUGGUAGUACCUGAUGAAUCUCUGUUGUGUUUGUCACGUGACUCAUGACAUGAAUGAAGAUCCAGACACAUUUAUCUCUGAGUUUCGUGCUGAAGUCAAUUUCCUCUCUUCUGCUCUUCAGUCGCUUACAGACGCUCGCUCUGAUUUAUGAUGCAUCAUUACUCAUGUUUACACGUCAUGGUGGACGUCCCGUGAGUGUCUGUGGGUUCGGUCUGGAGACGGGAAGGAUGUGCGAGUUCAACGUCACGUCUGAGAGACAGCAGUUUAAUAUUAUUUCUUCUCUCUCACGUCUUGGACAUUCCUAGUAUUUAAAGCCUUUGAAUAUUUACAGACGAAUCCUGUUGUACGUACACUACAGACUCUUUAUCAUUAUAACUGUUUUUCACACUGUACGCUAUUAGUCGCAAACUCAUUUAAACAGAAGAAUUGAGUCCACGUCUGUUCUGUUAGUGACAGCUCGUCUGGAGCAUCUGAGAGGUCUACGUGUUUUUUUGGAGUCGGGUGUAUGAGACAUGACAGGUUUGUGUGUCGGGGAUGUUUACUGUAAAUAUCAGCAAUGAAUGAUGAAGACCCAAUGAAUAAAGACAGAUUUUGCACAAGGUU